This is a messenger RNA of Aureobasidium pullulans EXF-150, 2319 nucleotides long. RefSeq lists its product as uncharacterized. The record is from RefSeq and is a predicted model, not a curated record. NCBI's taxonomy places the organism in Eukaryota, Fungi, Ascomycota, Dothideomycetes, Dothideales, Saccotheciaceae. Bases 1 to 2319 code for a protein of 772 amino acids. The transcript has a single exon.
AUGGGGUCCACGCCCAACUACACCAACCUCAGACCUCUCGGACAUGGACCGGAUGCUAUUACCCAUAACCGCAUUGUUGUUUCCAAUAUGCUGCAAACACCCGAAGCGCAUAGUCCGUCGCGUUGGCAGGAUGCAGCUGAUAUGAUUGACGAGCAUCUCUCCAAUGGCGCCAGACUGGACGGAACGUACUUGAGAGCGGAAGACGUCGAGCUGCAGGAGUACAUCGCCGCGGCUCUCCGAUCAAUGAGACCUCACCAAACCCGGGAUUCCGAUAUCAAAGUCAUACAACUCUUGAGUAUCGGACGAACCAGCAUAGCUGGCGGAGGUUUCACGACACCGAUGACAUCGGACGAAACUGUGAUUCGUGGGAGAGGUAUGAUCAGACGCGGCGACAACCGACAAGGAUAUCUCGACAAAGUUCCAAAAAGAUACCACCGUCGUGCAGACCACGACCGCGUCAUGGUCUACGAGUGCAACCGAUACAAGGAUUCAGUCUUGUUUUCUGCUCAGACUAUGACCGGGAUGGAAACCUCCAGUCGCGGCAAGUCGCCCAAUGAGCUGAUGUAUUUCGACGCUGCCGAAGAACAUCUCGAAAGGUCACCAGAACAUGAAAAGAAACCGGCCCCCGAGUUACCACCACCUGCAAAGAAGUCGAGGAAAGAGACCGAGGACAACAAGCUGCUCGAGAAGUGUCCUACCAAUCACGAGUCUAACAUAAACACGGCCACAAAACACAAGAUCAGACGCCUCAUCGACGCCCCUGCAAUGCCAAUCCCGGAUAUUGGCAUCCAAUCUGCAACCAAGGCAGAUGUCUGGCGUUGGAUUAUUCUGAUGGGCCUCACAGUCAACGCGCCUCCGCUGUCAACUGAGAUGUUCAUCGCCAUAAGGUUUCACUUGUUCAUGCUCUGGGCGAAAAGAUGGGACCUGGUACCGUGGAAACACAUGACCGAAGAGCGUACAAAGUUACACGCCCUGAUCUCGAUGUCCGAAGAAGCAUCAGUCCAUGAGUGUCUGUACAUGAGCGUCAAGCAACUCGAGGACUCUGGCCCUCAGCACGGCGAUCGUAUCACAAACCCUGACUGGACGUUUGGCGACGCCGUGAUCUUCCUGCCAAUCCAUCCACUGCCACACCUUCUUCGUGACAAGAGAAAGCCCUCUGCGGUUGAGCUAUGGAAGGCCAUGGACUACCCUACUGCUGAUACAGCUGGGUCAACGAGAAGUGGGGGAGUCCUCGCGGAUGGUCGCCGUGCUGCGAUAAAGAAGAUGUGCGAUCUCUUCUUGACGGAUUGGACCCCUUACAUCAACGGGACCCAUGACGCUACAGCUUUCGAAUUCAUUCGUGGCUCAGACAAUUCAUAUGGUGGAUUUUGGCGAUUCACCGUACAGGGAUUGUGUCUCCGUUGGCUAAGCCUUCCUAGGGAAAUCAAUUCGCUAGCACAUCGAAUUCAUGAGCCUGAUUCAUCUAUCUCAACUUUCUGGGAUGGCACAACCGCAUCUGCGUGCGAUUUAUGGUAUGACCGUAUGGACCGUCUUUCUCUUGCGGUGGGGGAGUUCAAGAAGAAGUGCAUGAUCGGAUAUCACCCUGAACUUGACGAAGACCUGCGUCCUGCCAACAGUCAACAGGGGCGACAAGAGAUUGAGGACCAGAACUACGAAAAUCAUUCGCCACCAUCUCUGACUGGCGAGGACCAGGAUAUGGCAGCUGCAUCCGAUGACUCGAUGAGUGAUCCCAUCAACACCGCCGAGACUCUUCCCGAUCAUACGAUAUUCUCCGGGAAUGAAGAAGCCUACUCCAUACCACUGGUAACCGAAGAUAAUGAGGUUGGUCAUAUCCAGCCUAGUGCUCAGACUAUCAACAGCGACCAAGAGAUGGCAGAGCCCGAAGGCGAAAGCGGUGGGAUCACGGAGGUCUCGUCUGCGCCAAUCACCGAAACCGUUGAAGUCGAGCAUGGAGACCCACGUCCGAGCCCAUUGAACGACACUCCAGAGGACGUAGACAUGCUGGAAUUUCAUCCGAACACCACCAGCUCGCAAAAUCUUAAUCCAGCCUUGGAGGAAGACGACGACCGCAACCCUAGGGGAAAAUCUGAUGAGCUUGGAGACCACGAUGCCCCGACGACUGGUAGCACUCCACACAUGCAUUCCGUCGAAGACAUGACAACCUCUACCAACAGCGGCGAGCCUUCAUCUGAAGUCGGAGAUAUUCAUGAUCAACCAGUCAAGCAAGAAAAUGAUGACCAAGACAUGGAAUGGACGGUGUUGAUCCCGUAUGGAAGAUGGAAUGGUUUCGGAGAUGAUGAAGUCUUGGGCUGGAUAUAG